AUGUUUUGGAUCGUCCUUAACUUCAUAAUUCACAAUAAUCUGUGCCACAUGAAUUGUGAUAACACCCGGGUCUAUGAGCUCACUCAGCUUGAAAUAAAAGGUGUUCCACCAGGAAAAACAGUUCGUUGGACUUUAAUAAAGGAUGGUGGUUCAGAAUCAAGUGCUGAUACAAUAAGGCAGGAAGAUACACCUGAGGAAAUAUUUAUCAUAAAGGAGAAUACUUUGGAUCGUAAGAGCAGUUAUAGAAUAAAAGCACAAGUUGAUAAUACAUAUAGUGAAAUAGAGUUAAUAACAGUAUCACCACCAUCAAAUGGAAAUUGUGAAAUAAAUCCGAAAGAUGGCGAAAGAGGAUAUACAUCGUUUGAUAUAUCUUGUUUUGACUUUAAAUCAUCUGUCGAUUAUGGAGAACCACUGCAAUAUGAUCUUUAUCAAAAAGUACUUAGCAAAAAAUUUUCAGGAAAAUUUGAAAACUUUCUUAUGUCAUCUUCCAAUAUGCCAAAAACUACAGGUCUUCAGUUAAUAAGUGAAGAAAUAGUAAUCAAAGUUAGUAACUCCUUUGGAGACAGUGUCACUAAAACUCUGAAUGUUCAAUUGACAGAACCAGAAAUUAAUAAAACGGAAAUAGAUAAUUUUGUAUUCAAAGUUCAAGAAAAUGUUAGAAAUUCUGAAAUAGAAAAAGCGAUCUCAAGCAUUUAUGUGGUUGCUGAUUAUAUUAGCAAGAUGUCGCCAAAAUCAAAAAUCAUCAACACCUUGAUAGAAAACAUUGCAAAGAUUCCACUCCUUAAAGUAUUGGAUGCAGAACAAAUUUCUGAGGGGCUCCACUAUCUCUUAUAUCAAAUCGUUCACUAUGAUUCAAAAUUACUGAGUGCCACAGGUGUCAAAACAAGUGCUUCAAUAUUGAGAAAGGUGACCACUUACAUCAAAGACUUGUUCGCAAAAAAUAAUUUUGUGGACAUGGAAGAUGUGAAAGGAUUGUCAAGGUCUCUCAUAGGUUGUAUAAAUUCUUUAAUUUCUACUAAAAAUAAAUAUUUUCUUGAUAAAAGUAAAAGUAUAGAACAGUAUGAAUAUAGCUAUCAUCGGUACCUUCGUGCUUCAACUGACCUUAUUAAAGCCAUUGAUGGAUAUAGUAAUAUGGUGUUUAAAUACAUGGUGCCAUGCCAAAAACCAAUUAUAAUUGAGGAAGAAUUAAUGGUAACACAUUUGGUGAUUGAAAGGAUGAACAGGUUGGUGUUAUUGCCAUCAAUUGAACCUUCUAAAACUAACUCUGCUUACAUAAAAUUUGAUCCAGAACUCUCCAAUUCUUAUGCGGGAAAGGAUAUUGAAGUUCAGGUCACUCACUUAAGGGAAAACUGGUUCUGGUGGGUUAAAUGUGAAUUGCCUAUGGAUUCUGAACAUCUUAAUGUUGUAUUAAAUGUUCAUAAUGGUAACAAAAUAUCAUCCCUCAAACAUCCAGUUCAUAUUUAUUUGAAAACAAAGCCUUCAAAUGACACACCUAUAAUAGGAGAAGUAAUGCAGCCUGAUCCAUUUUUGUCUUCAGAAAUAAAAGAUUUGUUGGUUAAAGUAUUCACAAUGGAUAAAAAGCAAAAAGGAGGUGGGAAAAUGUACCUGGAGUGUCCUGAUUUAUUAAAUGUGGAAUUGGAUGUUUUAAUAUUGGUCGAUGAAUACCCAGACUAUGAUAAAGUGAGAGGUCAAGGUAAAACACUAAGUAGCCAAGAUUAUAAAUAUGAAAGUGGAUCAAUGGCUGGUACAGGCCCUGAGUCCAUGAUAUAUCUUGGGAUUCUUCCUAGUUCAAAGCAUUCGAUUGGAGAGCUUGUGCCAUUUACAUGUUACAUUCAUGAUCAGUUCUGUCGUACAUGGUCUAAAGAAAACUGGGAUGUUAAAUUUUGUGAGAUUGGACCUGAAUCUACAAAUGAACUCACUCAUUGCCGUUGCGAACAUCUUUCUAUGUUUGGCUCUUCGUUGUUAGUACCACCCAAUAAUUUGCAUCCAGUCAAUGAUAUAAUCUUGCUUAUAACCAUAAAAGAUAAUCCAUAUGUUUUCUCAUUUGUUAUCCUAUUGUUAUUGAUUUAUUUUGCAUUAUUCAUUUGGGCAUGGCGAAUGGACAGAAAAGACAAAAAUGAGAGAGUUGUUCGUUUACUGGUUGACAAUUUCCCUGGAGAAGCUUAUGGCUAUUUAUUGGCAGUUUUCACUGGUGACAUGACUAUGUCUGGUACAACUGCUCAUGUUGGUGUGAAAAUCUGUGGUUCAAACAGUGCAAGUCAUACUCAUAUUUUGAACCAUGAUAAAGAUGUUCUUCAGUUAGCCCAGGAUAAUUGGUUUUUAAUUUUUACAGAACAAUAUUUAGGAAAUAUUGAAUGCUUACGUGUUUGGCAUGAUAAUUAUGGCGCCUCACCCGACUGGUAUUGCAAAAAAAUUAUUGUAUAUGAUCUAAGCACCAGGGACAAAUACACAUUUCUUGUUGAGAAAUGGUUGAGUGUUUAUUCUGUUGAAAAGGAUUGGAGGCUGGAAUGGAUACUUGUACCGGUUAGUCUGCAGGAAACUGAAUGGCAAAAUUUAGCUAGAGAAAACUUCUUUGUUAAUCUUCGAGAGUUGCACCUUUGGAUUAGCAUAUUCGUUAGGCAUCCCAAAACAGCUUACACAAGACUUCAGAGGUUGACAGUUGCUAUGUGUGUCAUUAUUGUUACCAUGCUGUUAGCCAUAAUGUUCUAUGGAGCUGCAGAGAACAUAGCUGCAGAUGACCCUACAUAUUCACUUACAACAAGGGAGAUGGUUGUAGCAAUAGAAUGUUUAUUAAUAUCACUACCAGUGUCAAUAAUUGUUGCAAAUUUGUUCAAAUGUAGUAGGCCAAAACCUGCAAAAAAAAAUGAUGAAAAUAACAGUCAUAAAAGAAAACGAAAAAUAGGUGAAAUAAUGUCAGAUUUUGUAAAGGGUGUUCUAACAUUGGAUCCUCUAAUGCCAGUUGAAUUAUCAGAAGAUGAAUUUCCAGAAGCUGAUAAAGAUUCUAAAAAAAGAAAGAUAAUUUUGGUUAUUGCCUGGACUUUCAGUUUCAUUAUAAUAUUUGGGUGUAGUAUUUUUCUCAUACUUUAUGGAUUAAAACUCGGGCCCAAUAAAAGCUUAACCUGGGUCUCAGUUACUUUACUGAGGUUAGGUCAGACAAUCUUCAUUAUUCAACCAAUCAGAAUAGUUGUGAUUGCACUUCUUUUCACAUUCCUUUUCAAGGAACACAACAGAAAUAUAAUGUUAUUUUCUAUAGAAUACAAAGGUAUUGACAGCGCCUUGAAAGAAGAUAAUACUUAUAUGACAAACUUGAUGGAACUUCGUUCCAAACCAAUGUAUAAUCCUUUAAGCCAAUUGGAUGUCAUGAUGCUAGCUAAGAAGAGGAAAAGAACAGAACAACAAAAAUGGGGAAUAAUUAAUUUUCUUUUUAUUUGUGUUUUAUUCUUUUCACUAUGGAUUUUGACCUCAGGAUCUGAUAAUAGCGUAGCCUAUUAUAGCACUGAACAUUUAUCCUAUCUGAUUAGGUCUCCUGCUUCUAUUACAGAUUUUGAUAUAGAUGAAGUGUACAAUAAAUCAAGAUUCUUCGAAUAUACUGUUAAAACUUUCCUUCCUUCUCUUCAUACUACUAAGUGGUAUAAUGGAAUGGAUUUACCUGUUGAAAAUGAAGAAGUGGAUUUACCACCACCUAAAUUGAGAGGUUGGACAAACGAUUUUUCAAGUAAAAUACUAGGAGUUCCAAGACUGCGCCAGCUAAGAACUAUCAAAGGAACCUGUCUUGUCCCUGAAGAAUUUCAAUCCCAUUUCGAACAUUGCAUCUCUCCUUUUUCAACUUCAAUUGAAGACAAAUACACUUAUACAAAACAAUGGUCUCCUGCUUCUUUUGAUGGAAAUGAAGAACUUUGGUUUUAUUCUUCUGCUGAAACUUCGGAGACACUUGGAAUGUAUGGUGUAUCAGGAUAUUAUUACCCAGGAGGAGGAUACAUACAAAACUUGACAACAAAUUUGCAAGACUCUACUGAAAAAGUCUUUAAAUUGAAGAUUGAAAAUUGGUUUCGACGAACUUACACGGGCAGUAUUUAUUGAAUUAAAUAUAUAUAAUGCAUUCAGCAAUUUAUUUUCUCAAGUAACAAUUAUUAUUGAAAAUCUAGCCAGUGGCGUCAUUGGAACAAGAGUUUAUAUUGACACUGCUUAUCACCAGUUUUAUCUAGAAACUCUUGAUAUUCCUUUUUUAAUCGCACUUAUCAUCUUCAUAGUGAUUCUAAUAUUUUCCCUAAUGAGAGUUGUCAUACAUGUUUCAGUUCAAGGAAUGGGCCCUUUUCUCAAUUCUUGGGGAAAUGUUAUUGAUAUACUAAUAAUUUUUUUUGGAUUUUCCUGUGUAAUAGCAUAUUUGAUUCGGGUUUCAUACUUUAAAAUGUAUUCUGACUUUUAUGAACAAACAGUAAAUGAAGUAUAUAUUAGCUUUACUUAUCCCUUUUAUCAAGAUGAUCUUGGAUCAAUUCUGUUGUCUAUUCUUAUUGUUAUAACUACCGUGAGAUUAUUACAACUGGCACAUUAUGGUAAAUAUUAUUACAUUUUACGCAGUACCAUAAAUCAGACAAAGCUAUAUGUAUUCUGCAGUUUAGUACUUAUAUUAUUCUUUACCUCUCUGCUUUCUUUGGUAGCAUAUAUUACUGAAAUGCAAAACUAUCGCAUGUUUUAUACUUUGAUUGAACCCAAAGUUAAUUUUUUUAACGAGGAGGAAUUUAGUGGAAAGAAUAUUUUAUUCAAAAUUGCAUUAAAUUUGAUUUAUUUCAUUGGUGGAAUGUUCAUAACUGCUGUUUUCAUUGUCUUUUAUGCCAAAUCAAAAUUUUAUUUUAUCACCGUAGGGAGGGUGGAAGCAUACUCAAAUCACUUCCGUUAUCUUUUCAAAAACGUUCAACAAGGAAUAACAAAAAUAUUAAUGGAUGAUAUAGAGUUGCGUAUUCAACAGGGAACUGCAACUAGAGAAGAAAAAAAUAAAUAUAGAAGAAAACUUUAUGAUGCGGCUAAACAAAGAGUCAUCCGUGAUUACCAAAUAAAAAAGUGGGAGGCUGAAGACAUAAUGGCAGAUUUCAUUAAUGCAUCUAAACGCCAUAAAAAAAUGUGUGAUCAAAUAGAUCAAAUUAUGGAGUUAAUAGAAUAAAAUAAUAAAAAACAUCAUCAAAAAAUCAAGUGAACUUGGUUGCAAAUAUCUAAAAGAUAUAUUGUUAUGUUUUAAUAAAUUUAAAGAAAUUAUAUUUUAAAGUUAUUUUUGUAAAUAAAUUAAUAAAAUCUAAUAUACAGAUUUUCUUUUUACAUACUGUUGUAGUUAACACAUCAG
This is a messenger RNA of Nezara viridula (southern green stink bug), 5335 nucleotides long. The record is from the annotation of a GenBank genome assembly. Lineage: Eukaryota; Metazoa; Arthropoda; Insecta; Hemiptera; Pentatomidae.